Molecule: messenger RNA, 531 nt
Organism: Camelina sativa (false flax)
Lineage: Eukaryota; Viridiplantae; Streptophyta; Magnoliopsida; Brassicales; Brassicaceae
Product: large ribosomal subunit protein eL29y-like
Biological process (GO): cytoplasmic translation
Cellular component (GO): ribosome; cytosolic large ribosomal subunit
Molecular function (GO): structural constituent of ribosome
Source: RefSeq, a predicted model, not a curated record
UUCUUAUAUCCGGCCGAUCUCUGGAGCUAAUAAAUUGACUUGUGUUCUCCUUUUUAGUUGUUUCGUUUUUGACUGAUUAGUACUGUGGGCUUGUGACAGAGAUGGCCAAGUCGAAGAAUCACACGGCGCACAAUCAGUCUGCCAAGGCGCAUAAGAACGGAAUCAAGAAGCCAAGGAGGCACCGUCACACCCCAACCAGAGGAAUGGAUCCUAAGUUUUUGAGGAACCAGAGGUAUGCAAGGAAGCACAACGUCAAGAAUGGCGAGAAUGCUAGUGUUGAAGAAUAGAGAUCUCUUGAUCGUCUUCUGAUUGACAUUUUGAGGUUCUUAUGAAAUUUAUGACUUUUUUCUUCUUAAGACAAAGGAACCAAUGUAAUAUCAGAGAUUGUUCAUUUCAGAUUCUCUUUUCUUGCGAGUUACUUGAUUUUGAUACAAUUAUUUCACUUGUUCGUUUAUGUUCAUGUAUACCUAGAAUCUGAAUACUGAACUGGAUUUAGGUUUGUCUAGCUAUGUGAUUUGGAAUAUUUUUAUU